Molecule: messenger RNA, 606 nt
Organism: Mesorhabditis spiculigera
Lineage: Eukaryota; Metazoa; Nematoda; Chromadorea; Rhabditida; Rhabditidae
Source: the annotation of a GenBank genome assembly
AUGGGCCUCACACUCGGCGUCUUACACGAGGCACUCUCCACCUACCACGACGUCACCAAGCAAUACCGGCGCCAAGUGGCCUACUGCGAGCUCGGGCCGCUCGUCUACUUUGACAUCGGCACCCACCGUGGCACCGAGGGCCGCGUUGUCGUGGAACUUCAGCAACAAGCACAGCCCGAGCUCAGCGAACAUCUGCUGAAGCUGUGCGCCGGGCAGUACUCGGACACCGGGGCUAAACCUCGCACCUAUGCCAACGCGAAAAUUGCGGCGAUCGACAAGCCGAGCCGUGUGCUGCUCGUCGGGAAUACAGAGGAUGGCGAGCCGACGUUUCACCCGGCGCACGUCGGUGGCGUCGUCGUCGAGAACGCGAGGCAGACGGGCCCCUGCUUCCAGGACGGCUCUCUGGUGAUGCUGCCGUUCUCCUGGAGCUCCCGGCACUUCUCCUCCCUGUUCUACUUCUACACCGGCUCCGCCACCUGGGUCCGCGAUGGUGUCGUUGUCGGCCGCAUCGUUGAGGGCAAAGAGGUCGUGGAAGAGCUGAUGGACUAUGGCACGGAUAGCGGCAUUCCGCGACAUCCCCUCUACAUCCUCGCUUGCGGUCGGCUU